AUGGCAUUAGUGGCAGGCAGCAGGUUUGGUAACACACGCACAGGUAAAGCGCGAGCGGAGAGAUGGGGGUUGGUUUUGAUUUGGAGACAGGGAUGAGACAGAGCAUGGGAUGGGGCCAUCAACAAAGUGGAGGGACUAGCUUGCGAGGCAGAAAGAAGGUGCCAGUGCCGGUGCCUCCCCGGUGAAACGAUGAUGGGAGUGUUGUUGCUCCCUCCCCUGCACUGCCUCUUCCCUGGCUCCGAUCCCCCACCGUUGCCCAUCCAUCAUCUCCCUCUCGCUCUCGUUUAUGCUCUUGCCUGCAUUCUUUUUCACAGUAGGCAUGCAGUACUACUUUUGGUUCUCUUUGCAAUAUAUAUACUGCAGGUUUGCUAAUCGCUAAGAGCCUAAGAAUCUUCCGCCUGGAGUGGACUGUACUUUCAGGAAAAAUCGUUCUAAAAUAUCCGGUCUGCAUCUUCGGGGAGGACGAUUGGGCGCGACGAUGCCUCGGUACCCCAAGAAACAGGAUCCCAUCGAUCGGUGCUCAAGCUCGCCAGCAACCAAAGAAAAGAUGCCUCCAAGAAAAACAAUUUCCAGCUUCCCCGAUUCAACACAUGUGGAUUAGCACAAACUCUCUUGUUUAGCUUUGAUUUAGAUCUAGUUCCUCUGAAUUGGUCCCACCUAAUUCUUGACCCUUCGGGCGGUGUAUAGUCGGACGGAGGACUCUCGUUAAUUAUUACCAAAACGCUGCAAGAUGAUUUCUCACUGAAAUCCGGUGUUGGGUGCAAACAUGAUCUGAUCUAGUACUA
This is a messenger RNA of Zea mays, 785 nucleotides long. RefSeq lists its product as uncharacterized. Bases 190 to 372 code for a protein of 60 amino acids. The transcript has a single exon. The record is from RefSeq and is marked validated. NCBI's taxonomy places the organism in Eukaryota, Viridiplantae, Streptophyta, Magnoliopsida, Poales, Poaceae.